AUGCUUAUUUUUGAGGACAUCCUUAACGGCGACGAGAUGAUCUCGGACGCGUACGACAUGACCACUGUCGACGACGUUGUCUACGAGGUCGACUGCGCGAUGAUCAUCAUCAAGGAGGGUGACAUUGACAUCGGUGGCAACCCUUCCGCCGAGGAGGCUGAGGAGGCCCUCGAGGCUGGCGCCGAGCAGGUCAACAACGUUGUCCACUCGUUCCGCCUCCAGUCCACCCAGUUCGACAAGAAGUCGUACCUCACCUACCUUAAGGGCUACAUGAAGGCCGUCAAGGCCAAGCUCGAGGCCACCAAGCCCGAGCGUGUUGCCCCCUUCGAGAAGGCCGCCGCUGCCUUCGCCAAGAAGAUCAUUGGCAACUUCAAGGACUACGAGUUCUACACCGGCGAGUCGAUGGACACCGAGGGCAUGGUUGCUCUCCUCAACUACCGUGAGGACGGCGUCACCCCCUACCUUAUCUUCUGGAAGGACGGCCUCCGUGAGGUCAAGAUCUAA
Messenger RNA from Cutaneotrichosporon cavernicola, 504 nucleotides. RefSeq lists its product as uncharacterized. Bases 1 to 504 code for a protein of 167 amino acids. The record is from RefSeq and is a predicted model, not a curated record. NCBI's taxonomy places the organism in Eukaryota, Fungi, Basidiomycota, Tremellomycetes, Trichosporonales, Trichosporonaceae. Gene Ontology annotation, cellular component: cytoplasm. Gene Ontology annotation, molecular function: calcium ion binding. The transcript is spliced from 5 exons.